Messenger RNA from Pseudopipra pipra, 3733 nucleotides. It is a transcript of the gene GJA9, whose product is annotated as gap junction protein alpha 9. Gene Ontology annotation, cellular component: connexin complex. Gene Ontology annotation, molecular function: gap junction channel activity. NCBI's taxonomy places the organism in Eukaryota, Metazoa, Chordata, Aves, Passeriformes, Pipridae. The transcript has a single exon. Gene Ontology annotation, biological process: cell-cell signaling. The record is from RefSeq and is a predicted model, not a curated record. Bases 1 to 1563 code for a protein of 520 amino acids.
AUGGGAGACUGGAAUUUCCUCGGAGGCAUUUUAGAGGAGGUCCACAUCCAUUCUACUAUUAUUGGAAAGAUUUGGCUAACGAUCCUCUUCAUAUUUCGAAUGCUUGUCCUUGGAGUGGCAACCGAGGAUGUUUGGAACGAUGAGCAAUCAGAAUUUAUAUGCAAUACCGAGCAACCUGGUUGCAGAAAUGUGUGCUAUGAUGAGGCCUUUCCCAUCUCUCUCAUAAGAUACUGGGUCUUGCAAGUUAUAUUUGUGUCUUCCCCUUCCUUGGUGUACAUGGGUCAUGCCUUAUACAGACUAAGAGUCUUGGAAAAAGAGAGGCAAAAAAAGAAAGCUCAGGUAAAGGUGGAACUUGAAAGCACCAAAUUAGAAAUGACUGAAGAUCGUAAAAGGCUGGAGAGAGAACUCCGGCAAUUGGAUCAAAGAAAGCUAAAUAAAGCACCCCUGAGAGGCUCUUUGCUCUGCACUUACGUGAUACAUAUUUUCACACGGUCUGCAGUGGAAGUCGGUUUUAUGAUUGGGCAGUAUCUCCUUUAUGGCUUUCAUCUAGAUCCCCUUUAUAAAUGUCAGAGAGAUCCAUGUCCAAACACAGUUGACUGCUUUGUAUCUAGACCAACAGAAAAGACAGUCUUUAUAUUAUUCAUGCAGUCAAUAGCGACUGUAUCAUUGCUUUUAAAUAUCCUGGAAAUUAUCCACUUAGGAUUCCGAAAAAUUAAAAUAGGACUCUGUGAGCAGAAUAAAAACAAGGACGACUCUGACAAUUUCCACAUAAACACAUCUAAGAAAUACUCUGUGAUACCGCAAUCUUCUUUCGGAAUACCCACCACCCCUCAGAAAACUCUUCCUUGUGCACUUAGCAGUUAUACCUUUUUAAUGGAAAAGCAAACAGACACUACCGUCUACCCGGUUCUAAUUUCUCCUUCUCUGUUUCAGUCUGUGCAAAAUAAUCAUACAGAAAGCAGCAGUAAUUACACCCAUUGCAAUCAGGAGAAUAAAUUGCCAAAGAAGAGGCCAACUACAAAUGCCUUAGACAAUCAGACUCAAAAUACCAGCAUGAAUAAUAACGAGGGUUUUCUUGGUGAGCUUGGGACUGAAGCGCAUGAUGCACAAAAAGAGGCCGAAAAGAAACAUUUCCUUGUUGUUACUCAGAAUGCAGAUAUGGCUUCAAACAUGUGUUUGAGAAGCUUUACUGACAUGCCAUCUCAAACUUCACUGCAACCCAAUACAACUUUUCCUUGUACCUGUUUUAGGCAACAGCAAGGAAUUGGUUCGUCUUGGAACUGCUCAGCAACGGUUGAGAGCGCAGGAGCUUUGACAAAUUCUCUUCCAAAAAACAGCAACAGAAGACAAAGCAGUUUCAGUGCAAAUAACGCCCAAACUCCUUACAAUACUGACGUAAAAAAUUUUAGCCGACCAGACACUCCUGACUCUACAGAGAAGGUGAGCUCAGAAUCUACACAAAGUAGAAACUGGAAUAGUCCUAAGCUUUACUCUCUGUCCAGGCAACUGUCACUGUCAAGUAAUGCCAGCAGCAGGCGUGCCCCUACUGAUCUUCAAAUAUAGUGGGAGUUAAGCCAUCAAUGCUGGAAUAAUUACUGAACAAGGAGACAUAAGCAAGACCUGUGUGUAAGAGUAGCUAAAUCAUUCAACUUUAACCAGCUUUUUCACAUAGAUAGAAAAGUUGUGUAACCCUUUGAACAGUAGCUAAGUGACUUUUAAACAGUCCCUUUACUUCCUUUGUAAAGAAAAUGUGGCAUAGACCUCAGUGUAUAAACUUCUACACUCCUUCCAGCUAAAAAGGAAAACAUACUCCCUCUAAGUCCACAUAUUAGGAGAAGUCUGGCAUAAAAUCACAGAUGAUAAUACUAUUUAAACUGAAUAAAAGUAGGAGAAAAAAUUUAGAGUCUAACAAUAUCUUUUACAAAGACCAGUAAAUGAAAUUAGGCUAAAGGUGGCACUGGCGCUCUCAGAAAAACUUUUUGGUAAACGUGUUUCCACUUACUCUGAGAAUUCAGACUUUUGAUAGCUGUCUGAAAGCAGAAUGUCAAACAUAUCCCACUCUUCAAACUGUGUUAAAUACAAAAAGAACAAAACAUUUGAUAUACUGAUCACUAAUUCUUUGACUCCAUGGUACACUUUCUUUUUCAGUGUAUCACCACUGACUUCCUCAGCAGAAAAAUCAAAGUGAAUUUCUUUUACUAUUAGAGUUCAAUACACUAUUACAUUUUUAAAGCAUCAUGAAUUGCAAACAAGCUGUGAGCUUUAAUUUUGACAUUUUGCAUAACACUAAAAAGAUAGCAAUUUUUUUUUUAAAUCAGAAAACAUGUUACUGAAAUUUAUUAAUCAGAAAUUUUGAAUUUCACAAACCAGAAGGCUUACUAUGGAAAAUAGGGAAAAAAAAAAAAGAGAGAGAGGAAAAAAAAAGUAAAUACAGUAGUACAUUCCUGCCUUCAGUUACAAUGUCAAAAGACAUAUAAAAGGUUUAUCAAAUUGUAAAACUACUCCCUUUCUGUUGUCUUUCCCUCAAAUUCUGACAAACUUUUAAAUCAAACAAAGCUUAUACUUGUUUAGAAGGAGCAUUUUUGUUUAUGCUUCUUAUGGGGGUAGUAAGACAUUAAGGAUAUUCAUUCACUUGCUGCUCCGGUCCAUACAGUAUAAUGGAAGUUCCAAGAAAUACCUUGAAAUAGUAAAGGAGGCAAAGAUGAACAAAAUACUAUGUUACAUUUGUAAUAGAGCUUUCUAUGUAUGAAAUACAUUUACUUGAGUCGCACAGCACUGACAGGCUGUAAAUACUUGGUGAGGUGGUCACAGCUGAGAUGCAUUAGUGUAUACACAUGGUUUUUUUACUAGUGGAUGGGAUUUACUGUGCAUGUACUGGAAAAAUAUUUUGAGAUGUUUCAUCAUGAUGUUACAGCAUAAUUAAAUCCUUUAAGGUGCAUUGUUAUUGUGCUUACCAGACAGCCAUGCUUCAGAGUGGCUGAAAAGCUGUACAAUACUAGAAAAAAAGAAGCCUGAAAACCUAAAAAGCUCUUUUGGCCCUGUCCACGUACGAAACACACAUUAGUACUAUUACAACUAUUCACUGUAAAUUUCUCUCAGCAGGUAUCCUUUUCACCUCAUAUCGUUCUGUGUGUGUACAUAAAUACAGCCCUACAUAAUUCUGUUUACACUGUAAAAUUUAACAUUGUGUAAUAUACUGAAAUGCACAUAAAUGUAUAGCCCGAUUUAGGCCAGUUAAUACUGCUACUGUGGCUUUAACUCUUGCAUUUCUUGAUGCAUAAGAUUCUGCGGGUGAUAACUGCUAAUGCUUGUUUUGCAUUUAAUGUCUCUGUAAUAAAAAGCCUAGUAUUUAAUGCACUCCGGUCCCACUGCCAAAUAAUAACAAGUUAGCAUUUAGAUGCUUACAUAUGGGAUAUGACAUUUGCAUUUCUGUUGUUCAAGAUGAGUUACAAAAGAAUUUGUUUUUCUGCUGCUGAGAGCAGAAUUUUAUUAACUUUUUUUUUCUGGACAAGGGUCAAAUAUUUCAUUUCAUCACAGCACCUUGCCAACAGAGAAGUGUAACUUAAUUCCAGUGAAAACUGAAGACGUUGCAGAAGAGCACAGAGUAGAAGUAUGAAAAGACCCUAACAUCACAGGUGCAAGAUCAUUUGGUUGUUUCUUUUUUUUUUUUUUUUAACUUCUAUAAUAAACAGAUUUUAUCUGUCAGUAGAUACCAGAGACUUUCACAAAAAUA